GUGGAUGCUAUAAAGAGCAGCACCAAACCCCACAGCCAAAUCCAAAAUCCUAAUUUUUUUUUUAAUGAUUUUCCAAAUUCCCAAUAAACUUUGAACUUUGGGCCCCAAAAUUUGAAUCCUCAAAGGUAGCCUUAUUCCCUUCAAAAGCCCUCCUUUCCUCUCAUCUUUGUUUAUCAGGCUAUCUCCAUAUCUCAUAUCUCCACCAUAAAAACCCUAGCAAAACCCUAGCCUUCAAAAUCCACAUCCCAUUUCCAAUACUCCCAAAAAUGGCCAAAAAGAAAUUGUCCCACCAAUCCAAAGACCGCAAACAACAAAACCCAUCUCAGGAAACCCAUGACUCUGUCAAAGAAUCAACCUUUGCAAAAUCUUCCAACCCUAUGAGCCGCCAUUCUUCCAUGGAAGAUCCUAAUGAGAAGCUCCAAAAUCUUAAGUCUCUUAACUCUUUACUUGUCAAGGAGGCCUUUGAAAGGAGACAACAGAUUGAAUCAUUGGUUCAAGCCAAAGAAGCCCUUGAGGCUGAGUUGAGUGAAAGGAAGGAACUUGAGGGUGAGAAGAGUGAGAAAAAUGUGAGCUUGGAGUUGCAAAAUGGGUUGCUUUCGGUUUAUAUGGAAACCCAAAUGAAGGAAAUGGGUCUUGAGAGGGAAGGGGAGAUUGGGGCGUUGAAAAGUAAGGUAAAUGGACUAAUGUGUAGUCUUGAAAAUGAGAGAGAAAGAUUGAGUUUGGCUUGUACAGAGAGAGAUUUGGCAAGGAAUGACUUUGAGUUGCAGGUUAAUGAGGGUAGUUUGAUGAAAGAGAAACUGAUGGAAAUGGAGAAAAAUGAGAGGAAAUUUGUGGAAGAGGUUGGAAAACUGAGAAUGGAAUAUGAUAAGUUGGUUGGGGAGAAAGAGGAGUUAGAGAAGGUGAAGAGUUCGGUGCUGAAGGAGAAAGAUUUGUUGGAAAAAAGCAUUAAGGAUAUGGAAAAAGAAGUUGAGCUUUUGAGAAAAAGGAUUGAAAAUGUUGUGAGGGAGAAGAAAGAGAUUGAGAUGGAGAAAAAUGAGCAAAAAAUGAAGAUUGAUGAGAUGGAAAAGGAAAUGUGGGAAAUGGGUGAGGUUAUAUCGAGUUUGAGGAAGGAAGAGGGGAUUUUGCGGUUUAAAGUUUUGGAGUUGGAAAAGAAUUGUGGUGAAGCUAUGGAUAGAGAGGCUGAACGGGCAAUAGAGAUCGGUGCAUUGGUGGAGGAGAAGAGAGCAAAAGAAAGGAGUAUUGAGAGGUUAAUGGAGGAAAAGGAUUUUGUCUCUAGAUCAUUGGAGGUGACAACGGUGGAGUCAGAGGAUAGGCAGAGAAGAAUUGAGAAGUUAUUGGAGGAAAGUGAUGCAGCUAGAAGAGUGUUGGAAAUGAAUGAGAAGGAAAUAAAGGAUAUGCAAAAUAAGAUUGAGGACUUGCUUGGAGACAGAAAUGAGAUUGAGAGGGUCAAGGUUGGUCUUGAGAAUGAAAAUGUCGAGUUGUUGAAAGAAGUGAGUGAGCUGAGGAAUGUUGUGAACAGGCUGCAAGAGGCAUGCUGGGAUCACGAAAAAAAGAAUAAAGAAUUGGUUUCUGAAGUUAGCCGUUUUAGAGAUUCAUUUGAGCAAGUAACACUUGAGAGGGACAAUGCUUUGAAAGGAUUGGAUGAGGAGAAGCAGAAUGGUGUUAACUUGAGAUUGAAAGUUUCAGAAGUGGAGAAAGUGCUUGAGAAAACUGCAGAAGAGCUGGCACAAAAGAGAACUGAGUGGCAGAACCUAACCAAGGAAAAGAAGGAGAUGGAGAGUCACUUUGGAUCAAUGACUGAAGAUAAAGAUAGGUUGCAGGAGGACCUUUUGGAGGCAAAACGAAGUUUUAAUUUUUUGAGGGCUAAAAUGGAAUCAACCAGCAUUAAUUACGAGCGAGCAUUGACUCUGUUGAAGAACACUGCUUUGCUGUUAUGUCGAUCUAAAGAUGAAAAUGAUCGAAAGGAGAAGGAAGAAGCAAUUAUUGCUGAACAGAAGAUUGAAGAUGAAGUUGAACCAUAUGCGGCAGAAUUAGAGGCAAUCAAACAAGCAUUUAAGAAUAAAGAGACAGUGGAACAAGAUUUGAAGCAGAAAGUUGAGUUUAUGGAGAAAUCCAUGGUGGAAGCACAAAAGAAAAAGAGUUUCUGGACUUGGGUCUCCUCAGCAACAACUCUUUUGGCUGCUGUAACUGUUGCAUAUGUUGCAAGAGGACGUUAAAUGGUUUGGUUUAUUGGUAGUUUUGUUUGUAGCACAAGGUUUUCUUACUUCUAGGAUUAACUGAGAAAAAACUGUGACAACAUGCUAUGUUGCUACUUUUGAACUUCAGCUCAGUGAUAAAUAAUGCUAUUUGGAUAAGUCAAGAAUCACAACCUCAA
This is a messenger RNA of Durio zibethinus, 2374 nucleotides long. RefSeq lists its product as uncharacterized. Gene Ontology annotation, biological process: translation. The record is from RefSeq and is a predicted model, not a curated record. Gene Ontology annotation, molecular function: structural constituent of ribosome; RNA binding. Gene Ontology annotation, cellular component: ribosome; cytosolic large ribosomal subunit. NCBI's taxonomy places the organism in Eukaryota, Viridiplantae, Streptophyta, Magnoliopsida, Malvales, Malvaceae.